This is a messenger RNA of Pogonomyrmex barbatus (red harvester ant), 2526 nucleotides long. It is a transcript of the gene Ddx1, whose product is annotated as ATP-dependent RNA helicase Ddx1. NCBI's taxonomy places the organism in Eukaryota, Metazoa, Arthropoda, Insecta, Hymenoptera, Formicidae. Gene Ontology annotation, molecular function: ATP binding; nucleic acid binding; RNA helicase activity. The record is from RefSeq and is a predicted model, not a curated record.
AUGACGGCUUUUGAAGAAAUGGGUGUCUUGCCGGAAAUAGCAAAGGCAGUUGACGAUAUGGAUUGGACACUACCAACGGAUGUCCAAGCUGAAGCUAUACCAUUAAUUCUGGGUGGUGGCGAUGUCCUCAUGGCUGCAGAAACUGGUAGCGGAAAAACUGGUGCUUUUUGUUUGCCUAUUUUACAAAUAGUUUGGGAGACUCUUAAAGAUUUGGAAUCCGGAAAAGGGGCUGGAACCGUUGUAGUACAACAACCAACACAUUGGGGAUUGAGCCUGUUUGAUAGAGGACGAGCUAUGGCAGUAACCCUAGAUGGUUUAAGAUGUCAAAGCAGAGAGCAAAAAGAAUGGCAUGGUUGCCGUGCAAAUAAAGGUGUGUCGGGCAGUGGCAAGUAUUUUUUUGAAGCAACAGUUACCGAUGAAGGUUUAUGUCGAGUAGGCUGGUCCAUGUCUCAGGCUAGCUUAGAUUUAGGAACGGAUAAAUUUGGUUAUGGAUUUGGUGGUACUGGGAAAAAAUCAAAUGCCAAGCAAUUUGAUAACUAUGGAGAGGCGUUUGGAAUGCACGAUGUGAUUGGAUGUUUUCUCGACUUGGUGAAAGGCGAGAUAAAAUUUACCAAGAACGGUGUAGAUUUAGGCGUCGCGUUUACAUUAAACGCGCAACAAAAAUCGCAGACUUACUAUCCAGCUGUUGUGUUAAAGAACGCCGAGAUGGCAUUCAAUUUUGGAGCGCAACCGUUUAAAUAUCCACCUCCAAAUGACUAUACAGCUGUAUCAUCAGCUCCGAAAGAAUCUGUCAAGAAUAAUGCGGUUAAUAGCAAUCAAAGUUCAUCCAACGAAAGUGGCAAACCGAGGAAUAACGCUCCUCAAGCAAUCAUUAUAGAACCUUCUCGCGAAUUAGCUGAACAAACUUACAAUCAAAUUCAGAAGUUUAAAACACAUUUAAAGGAUCCGACAAUUAGAGAACUGCUUGUUAUCGGUGGGGUAAAUGUAAAAGAACAGAUUACCAUUUUGAAUUCUGGCGUAGAUAUAGUAGUUGGGACUCCUGGACGACUAGAAGAUCUCAUACAAGGCGGUUAUUUAUCAUUAACACACUGCAGGUUCUUUGUACUUGAUGAAGCUGAUGGAUUGUUAAAACAAGGUUACACCGAACUUAUCGAUCGUUUGCACAAACAAAUCCCGAAAAUUACGUCGGAUGGGAAGAGAUUGCAGAUGAUCGUGUGUUCGGCGACACUACACGCAUUUGAAGUUAAAAAGAUGGCCGAACGUUUGAUGCAUUUUCCAACUUGGGUAGAUUUAAAGGGUGAAGAUGCGGUGCCCGAGACCGUACAUCAUAUUGUAGUGAUGGUAGAUCCGCAAAAGGACAAAACAUGGCGUAACUUGAGGAACUGCAUACAAACUGACGGCGUACACGCGAGAGACGACAUGAAUAGAAUGAAUGAUAUUGCUUGUUCGUUGUCAGAGGCUGUGAAGAUACUAAAGGGAGAGUACUGCAUUCGCGCUAUCAAGGAACACAAAAUGGAUCGGGCAUUGAUAUUCUGCAGAACAAAACUCGAUUGCGAUAAUCUCGAGAGAUAUUUAAAGAGAUCUGGUGGACAACAGUUCUCAUGUGUGUGUCUACAUGGAGAUAGGAAACCUGCAGAACGUAAAGCUAAUUUAGAGAAGUUCAAACGCCAAGAGGUAAAAUUUUUGAUCUGCACUGAUGUGGCUGCCAGAGGAUUGGACAUCACUGGUCUGCCUUUUAUGAUAAAUGUAACCCUGCCCGACGAAAAAUCCAAUUAUGUACAUCGUAUUGGAAGAGUUGGCAGAGCUGAAAGAAUGGGUCUAGCCAUUUCUUUGGUCAGUAGCGUACCGGAAAAGGUCUGGUAUCACGGCGAGUGGUGUCCUUCUCGCGGAAGAAACUGCAGCAAUACAAAUCUGACCGAUCAAGGUGGCUGUUGCACAUGGUAUAAUGAACCUCAAUAUUUGGCGGACAUUGAAGAUCAUUUAAAUGUGACGAUUCAACAAGUUGGCCCAGACAUAAAAGUGCCAAUGAACGAGUUCGAUGGGAAAGUUACAUAUGGCGAAAAGAGAGUGGCAAUGGGUUCGGAUUAUAAAAAUCAUGUCCAACAAAUGGCUCCCGUUGUGGCCGAAUUAGCUGCACUAGAAUCCAGAGCACAGAUUGCGUUUUUAAAGACGCAUAUAGCGGAACGUUAACGAAAAACAAAAUACUCAAUUGGAGAUUAAUGACUGAAAUCUUAAUCGAGUCUCAUGAUUCUAAUAACGUAGAGCUUUAUAUUGCAAUCGUAACUAUUCGUAAUCGUAACUAAAGAAAGCUAAUUAUGUUAUUACUUCUAAUACGACAUAUAUAUUUCGUAUAAAAAUCGAUUGUAUCACUCUAUUACUUUCUCUUUCUUUCUGUACUUAUGAACAUUUCUAAAAUUUCUUUUGCAUUUGUAGAGAGUUAUGGUGUAUUGCAUAAAUAUAAAUAUAGCGGUAAAAAUGAAAUGUUUUUCUUCUUUGUGUAUUACAUUAAAACUAUGUACGAUAAAA